This is a messenger RNA of Amaranthus tricolor (Joseph's coat), 492 nucleotides long. RefSeq lists its product as uncharacterized. NCBI's taxonomy places the organism in Eukaryota, Viridiplantae, Streptophyta, Magnoliopsida, Caryophyllales, Amaranthaceae. Bases 1 to 492 code for a protein of 163 amino acids. The record is from RefSeq and is a predicted model, not a curated record. The transcript has a single exon. Gene Ontology annotation, molecular function: zinc ion binding.
AUGGAAUGGAUUAGGAGGUAUGUGAUGCAAAGAAGUGCAGCUAAAAGGGAAGAGUUGAGUAACUUUGAAGGUGUGUUAAUGCCAUCUGUCAGCAAAAUGAUUGAAAAAAAUGCAAAGGAUAUAUACGGUUUAAGGGUAAUCCCAAUGGAUGUGUUUGAGUUUGAGGUGGAUGAUGAUGAAGAGUUUUACGUUGUUAACUUGACCAAUAAGACUUGCCAUUGUGGAAGUUGGACACUUAUUGGGAUCCCUUGUAAACAUGCAAUGACUUGUAUUGUUCUUAGAGAAUUAGAUUGCAACCAAUUUGUCCACAAGACCUUUCAUAUAGAAACGUAUGCAAAGACUUAUGGUCCAAAAUUUCAUGGUAUGCCAGGACACAAAAUGUGGCCCACAACCAUUUUGGCCAGAACACUUCCUCCACCAUUUCGAAAGAUGCCUGGAAGGCCAAACAAGAGGAAAAGAAAGAAGGAAGCUGAUUGUAAUGACCCAGUUUAA